This is a messenger RNA of Leptonychotes weddellii (Weddell seal), 2071 nucleotides long. The record is from RefSeq and is a predicted model, not a curated record. Lineage: Eukaryota; Metazoa; Chordata; Mammalia; Carnivora; Phocidae.
GCCGCUUCACCAGCUUCGAGCAGGUGGCGCAGCUGAGCGCCGCAGCUCGCGGUCUGGCCGCCUCGCUGCUCUUCCUGCUUCUGGUCAAGGCCGCACAGCAGCUGCGCUUCGUGCGCCAGUGGUCGGUUUUCGGCAAGACGCUAUGCCGGGCCCUGCCGGAGCUGGUGGGGGCCACCGUGGGCCUGGUGGCGCUCGCCGUGGCCUACACCCAGCUGGCCGUUCUGCUGGUGUCGUCCUGCGUGAAUUCGUUUCGGAGUGCGGCCCAGGCCCUCUUGGUGCUGUGCCCUGGGUCCGGGGCUCCUGCCCUGUGCCCUACUGAAUCCUGGCGCCUGUCCCCGCUGCUGUGCACGGGGCUCUGGGCCCUGCGGCUGUGGGGGGCCCUGAGGCUGGGAGCAGUCCUUCUGCGGUGGCGGUACCAUGCUCUGCGUGGGGAGCUCUACCGACCAGCCUGGGAGCCACAGGACUAUGAGAUGGUCGAGCUCUUCUUACGCAGGCUGCGCCUCUGGAUGGGCUUCAGCAAGGUUAAGGAGUUCCGCCAUAAAGUCCGCUUCGAAGGGAUGGAGCCGCUGCCUUCCCGCUCCUCCAGGGGCUCCAAGUCUUCCCCAGAUGCACCGCCCCCCAGCGGGGGCUCUGACACCUCACGGCCCUCCACCUCCUCCAGCCAGCUGGACACGCUGAGUGGGGGCCUGGGCCGGCUGGGGCCACGGGGGGAGCCCGAGCCCUCGCGGCUCCAAGCCGUGUUCGAGGCCCUCCUUACCCAGUUCGACCGACUGAACCAGGCCACAGAGGACGUCUACCAGCUGGAGCAAAGGCUGCAGAGCCUGCAGGGCCGCAGGAGCACUGGUCCCCCAGCCUCCCCUCCCCGCAGCCCCUCCUCAGACCUGCGGCCAGCCCUGCCCAGCCGUCUUGCCCGGGCCAGCCGAGGCAUGGGCCUGGCUACUGGCCCCAGCAGGGCUUCCCUGCGGGCUAAGAACAAGGUCCACCCCAGCAGCACUUAACCCCUGGGCCCUGGGCUCAUAGCCCUUCCCUGGGGUGGGUCUGUGGCUUCACUCCGGCUUCUUGAAGGAGCCGGAGCAGACACCGCUCAGUAUUAACUUCUGCCGCCCUCAAGGUCUCGGGCCAGGCAGGAGAGCUGCACGAAGGUCCCCCUGGGAGGAGGCAGCCGCUGUCUCUCUCUGGGGGGGCUCUCAGCACUUUAAAGAGGCCAUGUGGGCAGCCAGGACCCAGGGUCCCCUCCCCAGCUCCCCAUGGGAGGACACAGCAGUAUUGGGCCAAGUGCCCAGCCUCUGAGACGCUAAUUUAUUACCGGAGUCCUCAGGUACAGCGGGCUGUGCCCGGCCCCACCUCCUGGGCAGACAUCUCCCCUUUGCUAAGGAUCCAGGCUUCGGGGAGGGAACCUGCCCCUCCCGUGGUCUUCCCCACUAAGUUAUUACCUCUCCUAUGCCCCUGCUGAGUGCACUCCCCUUCUGCUGCCAUGUGUGUGUCUAUCGUCAGUAAUUUAUAUGGGGUUAAAAUGUAUAUAUUUUUGUACGUCGCUCUAUUUUUCACUAGGGCCAAGGGCCCCGCUAGCUGAAGCAGCCCAGUGCCCACGGGCACCCACGUUGAGGGGCAGUGGGGACGGCAGAGCAGGCCUCCCUCCCGCCUGACCGGAAGGCCAGGGCCGGCCUGGGACAGGUGCUGAGAGGGGAGGCUUGUUAGAAGGGCCCAGUCCCCUCCUAGGCAGUUCUGUUUCCCACCCCCCCCAGGGGCCUUGUUCUGUGCCCGAGGCUGCGCGGCAAGAAGGCAGGGCCCAGACCUGCUGGUGUCAGGUCUGGGUGAGGAGCAGGACGAGGGCAAGAACAAGGUGGUCAGGUGGAAAGAGCCCUCCCCGGGGGCUGGCUCUUGGGGCUGGGGCAGGUGAGCACAGGACCGUGUGUGAUGGCGUGAGUGGCCCAGACAGGCCCCGUACCACGGCUGGGGGGGGGGCGCAGGGGGACCUUGCCCAAGCUAUAGCCUUGAUUCCAUCCCCACCGGACAAAGUCAAAUAAACCAGCUGGCUGACUGCAUCUGUGUGAGCCACGCGGGCCAGGAG